Messenger RNA from Daucus carota subsp. sativus, 1878 nucleotides. Its product is annotated as cytokinin hydroxylase. Bases 181 to 1755 code for a protein of 524 amino acids. The record is from RefSeq and is a predicted model, not a curated record. The transcript is spliced from 4 exons. NCBI's taxonomy places the organism in Eukaryota, Viridiplantae, Streptophyta, Magnoliopsida, Apiales, Apiaceae. Gene Ontology annotation, molecular function: monooxygenase activity; oxidoreductase activity, acting on paired donors, with incorporation or reduction of molecular oxygen; iron ion binding.
UCUGACUCGUGUACGUAUUUUUCCAGUCAAAUUUUGACAUUAGAUCCUAUUCUUGUUCUAUAAAUACCCCAUUUGUUUCUCUCAAACCAUAACAAACCAUCUGAUAUCCACAUACACGGAGAGCUUUACCUCUAUUUAUACACACAUUCAUUCAAGUUCAUUUUUAGAAAUAAGUGAGACAUGGAGUUGCUUUGGUUUUUUAAAGAUGUGGGAUUAGCCUUAGCUAUUCUAGUGUUUUUGGGAGUGAUUAAGAUCGUUUACAGGCUCUGGAUAUUGCCAAAUAUGGCUUACCAGAAGCUCACGAGGAGUGGGUUAAGUGGCCCGUCUCCGAGUUUUCCUCUGGGAAACAUUGAUGAUAUGGUGAAAUCAAAGACGAAGAGGAUUCAGAGCGAUUCCUCUUCGUCUUUGUUGGGCAUCAUCUCCCAUGACAUCCAUUCGAAAGUUUUUCCUUAUUUUGCUCAGUGGCAAGAGUCUCAUGGCAAAGUAUUUACCUAUUGGUUAGGGACAGAACCAUUUCUCUACAUUGCCGAUCCCGCGUUUCUGAAGAAGAUGUCUUUAGGUGUUUUGGGCAAGAGUUGGGGAAAACCGAGUGUUUUUAGAAAUGACCGAAAACCCAUGUUUGGAAACGGCUUAGUCAUGGUGGAAGGUGAUGACUGGGUUCGUCAUCGACAUGUUAUAACUCCGGCAUUCUCUCCGGCCAACCUCAAGGCCAUGGGAAGCCUAAUGAUUGAGACGACAAAUGAAAUGCUAGACAGAUGGACGUCCCUGAUACACUCCGGCCAUCAAGAAAUCGACGUCGAGCGAGAGAUCAUCAGCACUGCCGGCGAAAUCAUAGCCAAGACGAGCUUCGGCAUGAGCUACGAAAACGGCAAAAAGGUAUUGGAAAAAUUAAGGGCCAUGCAACAAACUCUAUUCAACUCCAAUCGUUACGUUGGAGUCCCAUUCAGCAAGUUCAUGUACCCUAAACAAUACCUCGAAGCCAAAAGGCUCGGAAACGAAAUCGAUGUCCUUCUUCUCUCAAUCAUCAACGACAGAAUCAAAUCAAAAGACACCGAGAGUGGCGCUCAGAAGAAUUUGCUGGGCCUAAUGCUGGCUGAUAAUUGCGUGGAUGGUCGGCUAGUGAAUUCUUUAACAACAAGGGAGCUGGUGGAUGAGUGCAAAACCUUCUUUUUCGGAGGCCACGAAACGACAGCAUUGACACUGUCAUGGACAUUGCUUCUCUUGGCCAUGCAUCCGGAGUGGCAAAACCAACUCAGAGAAGAGAUCAGACAGGUUGUCGGAGACGAAGUUGUGGAUGCCACCAAGCUUGCCGGACUAAAGAAGAUGGGAUGGGUGAUGAGUGAAGUUCUGAGGUUAUAUCCAUCAGCACCGAACGUCCAAAGACAGGCAAAAGAUGAUAUUCGAGUGGACGAGGUGACGAUCCCGAAAGGCACAAAUAUGUGGAUCGACGUGGUGGCCAUGAACCAUGACCCCGGCCUCUGGGGCGACACGGUCCAUGACUUCAGGCCGGAGAGGUUCGAGGCCGACAUGCAUGGAGGGUGCAACCAGAAGAUGGGUUAUGUGCCUUUUGGUUUCGGAGGAAGAAUGUGUGUUGGUAGAAACUUGGCCACCAUGGAGUACAAGAUUGUUUUAGCCCUAAUUUUAACUAGGUUUUCUUUCUCUUUGUCACCUUCGUAUUGUCAUUCGCCUGCUAUUAUGCUCUCCCUCAGGCCAACUCAAGGGAUGCAAUUAAUAGUUAAACCUCUCGAGAAGUAGCUGCGAAGAUAGAUAUAUGUUAGAUUGAUUGUAUAUGUAAGUCUGAGUUAUGCUGUGAACUACAAAUAUAUUUUUAUUAAUUUGUAAUAUAUGUGUAAUAUUAUAAUUGGAAGGAAUUACAUA